Messenger RNA from Mercurialis annua (annual mercury), 1059 nucleotides. RefSeq lists its product as uncharacterized. Bases 92 to 769 code for a protein of 225 amino acids. The transcript is spliced from 4 exons. Lineage: Eukaryota; Viridiplantae; Streptophyta; Magnoliopsida; Malpighiales; Euphorbiaceae. The record is from RefSeq and is a predicted model, not a curated record.
ACCGUUUCUCGGAUAUGGUAUAAAUAAAUAUACGCUGUUAACAGCCGGGUUUUGCAACCAUCAGCAGUUUCUGGAAAUAACUUAUCCGAAGAUGUUUGAUUGGCCGAUGAUAUGUGGGCCUAUCGUAGAUCCAUCUGAAUAUGAUCGCUGCCCUACUCCACCGGAUUGGGAAGAAGAGGACAACGAUGAUGAGGGUGAUAUUUCCGUCGCUGAAUCGCCUCUGAAGAAGGCAAAAACCGAUGGCUCCGAUGAGGAAAACACUGAUGGAGAAGAAGCUGGCAAUCACCCCCACUCGGAGGCAGUUUUCGAUAGUGAUGAAGAAAGGAAUAAGUUUUUAGUAUAUCGUGACAUGGUUUACAAAUAUCAAGGUUUUCAUAUGGAUAUCAACCUAGUUCCCGAGAGGUGUGUGGGUAAGAUUUUUCCUAUCGAUCUCAAUAGUGAGUACACAGACGGGUACUAUAAAAUAGGAGUCCCUACAGCAGCUCGCUUGGCCGUUGAUUUUUAUAAUGCCAAGGCUGAUGAUAACAAGACUCCAAAGCUGGAAUAUGUUGGGAUUAAGAAGGUUAAUCACCUGACAAAUGUGUUAUACAUAACCUUUAAGGCGAAACUUAAAGAUUCUUCUUCUGAAGAACUCCAAACUUAUCAAACAGCAGUAGUGUAUGCCACUAGUAGCAACUGUCAGGUUGGGUUUGUCCGACCAGAACCAAGACACCACAAAAUCAAAGGUGAAGAUGACUGGCUCUUCCGUGGUGAUGAUGGUCCUAGCUAGUAAUUGUGCAUAAAUUGCGUUCCGUAACUACUCAAGUAUCAGAGACAUUAUUGCAUGCAACUUUGAAUGAAUUCAAUCUCUUGUUGCUGCUGUGUUAAAGACUUAGCAUAUAAAUUAUGAAAAAUUAUUGCAUGCAACUGUUGCACCAUGUCAUACGUGCUACAAUUAUCAUGUGAAAAAGUUAAUAAUAAAAAAACUAAAUGAUAAUUAAAAGAUUUUGUAUCGCAUGUUUAUUGGUUUGUUGUAAAUAUGACAUGGCACAACCACUGCAUGAGAUAAACAUUUAUAAA